GCUUCGGCGAGGAGCCCCUGCCCGCUGCAGGCGGAGAGCGAUAGUUUGAAAUAAAUAUAUCCAGCUCUUCUGUGGCUCCAAACUACAAUUACAGCAGUAAAUUGAUUUUGAUGCCAGUUGUGCGUACAGUCUGAAGGCCUGCAGCAAACCAGGACAGGUGGGCAUUUUCUGACCAGGAAAAUGACUGACUUUUUUUGAGGAAGAAACAAAUAAGCCUUUAUUUCUUGUGUAAUUGGAAGGCCAAAGCAACACAGUUUUGACAUCUGAUUAAUUUAAAGAACGUUUGUCAAAGUACUGCUUGACUGUGAAUUUUCUGUCACAAGCAUGCCUUUGGACCUGUGUAAAUAAAUUGUUGGAAGAGUUACUUGGACAAAGCAGUCAUUGAAGGAGUGUCUGUUGAAGAAUCAUGACCAAGCACUUGGAGAUCAUCAAUUUGUCAUUUUUGUUGGAACAUGAAAGGGAAACAAUAUUGGGAGUACUGAAGAGAGAUGAAUAUCUGAAAAAAGUUGAAGAUAAAAGGAUAAGGAAAUUAAAAAAUGAGCUACUGGAAGUGAGACGGAAGGGUGGAAACCGUCACUGUCAACAGGACAGCAGCAGGGUCUGCGUUCGCUGUCAGAAAAACCUGGGCCUAAUCUUUGACAGGGGAGAUAUGUGCCAAACCUGCAAACUCAGAGUUUGCAACAAGUGUCGUGUCGUGGGAACUGAUGGGCAGUGGAAAUGCUCAGUGUGUGCCAAGAUUGCACAGCUGAGGAUAGUAACAGGUGAAUGGUUUUUUGAAGAGAGAGCAAAGCGCUUCAAACAAUCCAAUCUCCUUGGAACCGAUGUUGUCAGACAGUCUAUCCUGCGCAGAUUCCCAGAUACAGUUUCCAGUAAGGAUGAAGGAAGAGUGUUUAAAGAUCAUCCCCAGGAGAAUGCAGAAAAAGGGCCAGAUAUAUCAACCUCCUCCACAAGUGGACAUAAAUCUAUCUUCAGCGGACCUAGAAAGAUAGGGAAGGUAAUUAGGGCAGUUACCAAAGGAGAAAUUUCAAAUACAAAAGAUGAAGGUGGAAGGAACACAUGCUCAGAAGCUGAAACACAAAGUCUGUGCAGUGGGAGGUCAACGCCUUGUUCUGAGAGAGGGAGCGCUCUUUCACUGGACAACGGUGAUGCAGAGGCCACCCCAGGCCAUCUGAAAGGGGUCGUGGGUUCUGUGAAUGGAAGCAGCGUUUCUACGCCACGCCUCCCGAGGUCUCCAGCACUGAGCGCACGCAGCGAGACCACAGAUUACACCAGGGACACUGGCUUAGAAAAUGGCGUGGUUUUUCCUGCAAGUGAAAGUGUACCUGAAGACUUAGUAAAGAAGCACUGUAGGAAAUCAUCUGGAACACCUUCCAUUGAGGUUUCUAGGGUAUCUUUAUCAUCAGAUCGCAGCCGAUCUGAGAUAGAUUUGAGUGAAUCUUUUUCUGAAGGAAAUGAGGAUACUCUGAGCAUAAGAAGCAAAUCUGUGCCUAGUGCCUUAGAUCAGGAUUUGGAUUAUCUGGGUGAGACGGAAGAAGAUAUUGAUGACAUAGUGGCCUCUCGUUAUUCAAAGAAACAUGGACAUAUGAUUAGUGGAUUAUCAACGAACUUCCCAGAAGGCUCUGAUAGAAAAUGGACCCACUUAAAUGUGCCUGAGGCAGAUGGUGAUACUACUAGCAUUAACAGCAUGCUGAGUGUAUAUAGUGAAACUGGUGACUAUGGCAACGUGAAGGUCAGUGGUGAAAUCCUUCUUCACAUCAACUACAGCUACAAAACAGGUGCUCUCAACAUCCUGGUGAAAAGUUGCAGAAACCUGGCCAUCGCAGAUGAGAAGAAGCAAAGGACAGAUCCCUAUGUCAAAGCAUACCUUUUGCCUGAUAAGUCCCGCCAAAGUAAACGCAAGACCAAAAUUAAAAGUAACAGCACCAAUCCAGAGUUUAAUGAAAUGCUCAAGUAUGUCAUCAGUCAUACGCAGCUAGAAACCAGGACCCUACAGCUUUCUGUCUGGCACUAUGACAGGUUUGGACGCAACAGCUUCCUUGGGGAGGUGGAAAUUCCAUUUGAUUCCUGGAACUUUGAUAAUCAGGGUGAUGAGUGGUUUGUGCUCCAGCCCAAGAUGGAGGUUGCAACAGAUGUUGGGCUUCAGUAUAAAGGAGAACUGACAGUUGUUUUACGUUACAUUCCCCCAGAGAGGAACCUAAUGCUUCCUCUAGGGCAGUUUCAAGGAAAGAAGAGCUUUAAAAAAGGAAAAAAGAGAGACUCUCACCUGCCAUCUGGAGGUAUAUUAGAAGUCCUCAUCAAAGAAGCUAAGAAUUUAACAGCGGUAAAAUCAGGAGGCACAUCUGACACUUUUGUGAAAGGGUAUCUGCUCCCAGAUGACAACAAAGCUACAAAACACAAAACUCCCAUAAUAAAAAAGUGCGUGAACCCCCAGUGGAAUCAUACCUUUGCUUUUAGUGGCUUGAGUUCCAGGGAUAUACGUAACGUCUGCCUCGAAUUGACUGUGUGGGACAAGGAGUCACUCUCCAGUAAUAUCUUUCUGGGAGGUGUCCGUUUGAGCACUGGAAGUGGUGUAAGUAAUGGCAAGGAGGUUGACUGGAUGGACUCUCAAGGGGAAGAGCAGCACCUCUGGCAGAAGAUGAUUGACAGUCCUGGAACUUCUGUGGAGGGAAUAUUAAUGCUGAGAUCCAGCAUGGGAAAACGCAGAUUCUGAAGGACACUUAACUACAGAGGGGUACCGCAAGUGCUUACGGCUUCAGUGGUGUUCAGACUCUUUUAACUUUGCCCAUUUGAAAGUGGGUAAGGGUUACGCUCUUUGCCUUGGAUAUUAAGGCUCCAAGUGAGAUUUUAAUGCGUUCUGCACUUUCAUACACACAUGUUUUUAACCCUGCUUCUUGGACAGAUUAUUUUUCUUUUGAAACAAAUGAGAAUUUGACCUUGUACAGAGAUCAGACUGAGCUUUCUCUGUCUGUUUUGAUGAGUGGCAUAGAGCUGAUGAAUAUCCCUGUCUGCGGGCAACAUGGAGUAAUCAAAUACUCUAGCUACUCGUUUCACAAGUUUUAUGUAUCUCAUUCUGGGUCAAAAAUGGCCUAAAAGAUGGAAAUGACACAGUACAAGCAGAUUCAGAGCCACAGUGUUCUGAAGGUUAACAAAUAACUUUUCUUUUUCACGUUUACUCGUUGGGCUAUGCUGUGUGCUGGAUGGCAGGCCUAGGAUCAAGCAGCACACUAAAGUGGGAAGGCCAGUGCACUGUGUUGCACGCUAGAAAUAGGCAGCGGAUGUAGAGGUUUAAAGUGCCAGUGUUCUGGCAUUCUUUGGGUAUUCUAGUGCACUGUGUAAAAGGCAGACUUGAAUCAACGUGAUCAAAGACCCUCUAAUGAAAAUAAUUCAUAACAAAUCCCAAAACAAUUUCCAGAACAACAUGGUAUUAUUAUGUUGUUCAUUAAGUUGAUAGUUCUAGCCAAGAUCUUCAGACGUCAUUGAACAGAGGGGAGACGUUCACGUCUGUCCCACCUGAUGAGUCGCUGAGAUGAAACACAUGCUGUUUUCAGGCAUGAUGAGCUAAGAUCCUGAUUCAACAAAGCAUUUAAUAAAGUCACACAAGUAGAGUUAUGCCAGAAUGCCUUGCACAACUGUGAAAUUUCUCUUAAUGGGCCAAAUCCUUUUCAUGCAUGCCCAGGCACAUUAAUUAUUAACUACAGUAAGAUUUUUCUCCCAAACUUCUUCCUGUUAAAAAUGGAUUUAAUGACAGAAGUGGUUUUUGGCCAAUUUAGUCAUUAGUCUUAUUAACCACAACAGUUAGUCAACGGUAAUUUUGACGCUUUGUUUCCUAAAGUGAUCUUUUCACCUUCUUAGGUCUGCCCUGCUCUGGGGACUCGUGCAAGUCAUAUCUGAAGAGCAUGCUGUUUUGAAUACUUUUUUGUGGACUACUCUUACAUUUAACCAGUAGUUGUACUAUGAUAAGAUAGGAUUGCAUUCUUUCUCAAGGGCCAGAUUGGAUAAUGAUAAUCAUAGGAUGUAAUUGCUCAGGUAUAAGACAAAGGAAGAGAAGUAAACUGAAUGAACAACAUUUCUUCUGAAUUUUCUGAAGUUAGAACAUAACUUCCUAUUUUAAUUGUUAAAUUCAUCUGUAGCUAUUCGUAGCCUUCAUUUUUUUCAAAUGUUUUACGUUUGAAAAUAAUGCCAUAUUAGUGCUAAGGAAACAUUAAUAAGGAAAUAUAUGGAAACCGUAAUCAUUACGUAAAUGAAUUUAAAAUAACAAACUUUCAGAUGGCGUAUCUUUCCCUGUAGGUUAAAACUCCAGAAUUCAGAAAUUUCUGUGAAAAAACAAUGGCCAUAAAAUAUUACUUGUUUGAGAGGUACAAAUGCUGUUCUUCAUAAAUUGGAAAUUGCAGGAGAUCUGAAGCUAACAACAGAAUAUGGAGACCUGAUAGCUAAGUAACUACAGCUUGACAUUUUGACAUCUGUAGCUGAAGCUAUGGUAAUGUUUUCUGUACUAGUGUACAAUUAUGUACAUGAAUUUAGCGCUGAAUCACAAAGCUUAAAAUGUAAUGUCUUUUUCUGAAGAUGCCUUAUUUUGGUUUUAGUUUAAGUAGCUUGAAACUGCUGAGUGUCUUACAAGCAGUAUUUUUAAAUCCUAAAAUCACUGGAUACAAUUAUUUUUAUUCAUUUUUGUUACAAAAAGCACCUUAGUUGUAAUAAAGCAGAUCUGUUAGUUUAUAAGUAUUUGCUUUUAAAACUCUGAUAUGACUUUAAACAGUCAUUCAAGGUAGUGAUUGCCUAAUAUGAGACCCCGAUUUUCAGAAAUUACUGAGAUGUCUUUAAAAAGGAAGUUCCUUCAAAGAAUCUCAGAUUCAAAAUCAAAAUCAGGAGUUGCUCAAGAAAACUGUGACUUCAUUUUCCUUCUGUAUGGACUCCUCAUUUUCUUCCAAAAUCCUGCUCGAAGUGGUUGGUAAAACAGGUUUAAUCUCAUUUUAGUCUGUUUUCAUCUUAAGCCACAAAUAAAAAAAGCUUGUGAGUUAAUAAAUAAGAGCACAAAUAUCAAGUGUGCAUUUUAUGAGCUUUUUUUCCCCCCUCAUAAAAAUCUUUCUUUCUUUAAAUACUAGAUUUGCUACAUCAGAAUUCCCAAACCAAAGCAACCCUAACUUUUGCCACCUAAACUAUCUCAAAGAGAAUCGGAGUCUGCAUUGUCUUGGAGGUUUACCAGAAACCAAUAUUUAUUUUGUGAUUAAUAACGUUAUAUUGACGUGGAGGCACAAGCUUGGUUUUCAUUUGCUGGAAGUUGGUUUAAAAAGAUAAAGCUUAUUAAAGCUGAAGAAUUAGAUUCUUCAGGAUAAAAU
Messenger RNA from Struthio camelus australis, 5336 nucleotides. It is a transcript of the gene SYTL5, whose product is annotated as synaptotagmin like 5. Gene Ontology annotation, molecular function: phospholipid binding; neurexin family protein binding; small GTPase binding. The record is from RefSeq and is a predicted model, not a curated record. Gene Ontology annotation, biological process: intracellular protein transport; exocytosis. Gene Ontology annotation, cellular component: exocytic vesicle; plasma membrane. Lineage: Eukaryota; Metazoa; Chordata; Aves; Struthioniformes; Struthionidae.